Messenger RNA from Pedinophyceae sp. YPF-701, 1839 nucleotides. Lineage: Eukaryota; Viridiplantae; Chlorophyta; Pedinophyceae. The record is from the annotation of a GenBank genome assembly.
AUGUCGCGCGAACACUGCUACUGCCGGGGCACAGUGUGUGCCCUGGAAUCACGCUCGCAUCGGACGCGCUUCUUUGGAGCGCAGGACAACCUUAGGACGCACCUGAAGAAGCGCACGCUGGACCUUCCCGUCGGUUUCGCGCCAUGCGCUCCGACGGCGUUGCGGGCCAGUCCUAUGGCGCUGUCGCGCUUCUCGGUCACGGGACCCGCCGGGAAAGGACAGCAUUCGUCCGUGGUCAUCGCGCGCGACGACGUCAGCGGCACCACAGUGGCCCUCAAGGUGGUCAACACGGACUCGCUCGACCACCUCGAGCUCGUCCAACUGCGCCGCGAAGCCCUGAUCCAGGGGGCGCUGUCCCAUCCGAGCGUCCUCGCGCUGUACGGCGCCCUCAAGGAGGACAACUACUACGUCAUGGUCCUGGAGCGGGCGCACUCGGACGCGCAAAGCUUCAUCAAGCCCCCUGCCGCGGCAGUCGCCUCCCCGGCGGAGACCUCUCGCAUCAUGACGACCGUCGCCGUCCCGCUCGCGGAGGCCCUCGCGUACCUCCGGUCGCUCGGCGUCCUCCACCGCGACAUCAAGCCGGAGAACCUCGUGUUUGACGGCGACGGGCGACUCAAGCUGUGCGAUUUUGGGUUUGCCAUGGCUCCGGUCGGCGAGCAGCGGCCCGUGACGAGGCUGGGGACGGUCGAGUUCAUCGCGCCGGAGGUGGCGGGGUCCGGCGCGCACUGCACCGGCAACACGCUGCCGCGCGAGCUCCGGGAGGGCUACGACGCUGCGUGCGACGUGUGGUCGUACGGCGUCACGCUGUUCGAGUUGCUGCACGGCCGCACGCCGUUCGGGGGCUGCGGGAGCAACGGCGCGGUCCUCGAUAUGAUACGCACGUCCGGCGAAACGAUCGCGGAGCGCGCCAUCUCCCCGGCCCUCCCCGAGGGCGUGCGCGGCCUCCUGCAGGCAUGCUUGCGCCAAGCCCCGGCGGAGCGCCCGUCGGCGGCGGAGCUCCCCGCGCUAGCCGCGGCUGCAGCCGCGCGAAAUAUCCCGCGGGCCUCCUGGAGAACGCACUCCGCGGUGGUGGUAGAUAAGCCGCCGCGAGUGCGCGGGAAGACGCCCACGCGCCCGCUGCGGUUCGAGAUCGACAACUCCGUGUUUCAGGUGGUGGACGCUCCGUCCAAGACGUCGCGGGUGAGGGCGCAGUCGGCGAUGCACGUCUCGGUGGAACCUCAACCCUCGAUGCCGGUCGCGCCAGUGUCGCCGGCGCACGGCCCCCCCGCCGGCAAGAAGAGGACCCGCGGCGGGUUCCUCGCAGCGCUAUCCGCGUGCUUCGGGCGGCGGGCUUCGGUCGCCAGCGAGGGCGAAGACGCGCGCAGCUGGGGCGGCCGCCCCAUCCUGGGAGUUGAAACGCUCAACAGCAUGUGCGGAGACACGAUCUCCGUCUCCGCAGCCACCCUGCAGAACCAGAUCUCCCGGCGGGGCGUGCGCUCGCAGGUCGUGAGCAAUCACGGCCAGCACGCGCGGCGCGCCACGGCGCAGUCGAGCACGGGCAUUGCGACGGCUGCAGAGCUGCGGGAGGGUGGCUCGGCCCGAGGCAACCGCGCGAACGUCACCAGACACCGCCUCGCGCGCGCUCAUGUCACGUCCAGCGGGGCGUACGCGGCUUCCAGAGUCUCCAGGCGCCAGGUGCACCCGCAAAGAGGGGCGGCACGCACGAUGGGGGGCACCGCGGUCGAACCGAGCCAGGUCGUGACCGAAGAUAUCAGCGAAGCUCUGCACCACCGGCGCAAGCCCGCGCCGACCGGCGGCGUUUCCUUUGAGUGGAAGGGAAGCGGCGCGCUCAUGUCGUGA